Molecule: messenger RNA, 2649 nt
Organism: Morus notabilis
Lineage: Eukaryota; Viridiplantae; Streptophyta; Magnoliopsida; Rosales; Moraceae
Product: receptor-like protein 9DC3
Exons: 1
Coding region: 1-2649 (882 amino acids)
Molecular function (GO): protein binding
Source: RefSeq, a predicted model, not a curated record
AUGUUAAAAGAGCGCUUUGUUGGUCUUCUCAUAUUUGCUUAUUUCCUGUUCACUUCACGUUUCAGUUCCGCGCACCCACUUUGCCGUGCUCAUGAAAGGUCAUCCUUGUUGGAUUUUAAGGCAAGCUUUGCCAUUAACAAGUCUGUUUCUAGUGAUCCUUCUGCUUAUUCGAAGGUUGCUUCCUGGGCACAAGGACGGACGACGAGCAAUUGUUGCUUGUGGGACCGUGUUGAGUGCGACGAAGAUACCGGCCAUGUGAUCAGUCUCGACAUGAGCAGCAGCUUUCUCUAUGGCAACAUCGACUCUAACAGCAGCCUUUUCAAACUGGUUCACCUUCAGAGGCUUAACCUUGCUGAUAACAAUUUCAAUUACUCUCAAAUACCAACUGCUAUCAGCCAUCUUCCUAUGCUGACUUAUCUCAACCUCUCAUACUCCUUAUUUUCUGGCCAAAUCCCAUCUGAAAUUUCAGGACUAUCCCACUUGUCUUCUCUUGAUCUGUCUCGCAAUUAUGAUUUUAAUUCUCGAGAAGGCUUGUUGGGCUUGUUGGAACUCAAAAGACCUGAUUUCAGUAGCCUCAUUCGAAACUUGACAAACUUAGAAGAACUUUCUCUGAGUUUUGUCAACAUAUCAUCCACAGUGCCUACUUCACUCGCAAACUUUUCUUCUUUGACAUCUCUCAUCCUAAAAGGGUGCGGACUGAAAGGUAAGCUCCCUGUCGAGCUCUUUCAAUUGCCUAGCCUACAAAUUCUCAAUGUGAAGUCAAAUAAUUUCUUUGGUGAAUUGCCUCAAUUUAACCAAACCAGUGCUUUAAACGUAUUGAACCUGGCAUCAAAUAGCUUUUCGGGGGAAAUACCUACAUCAAUUGGGAAUUUGAAUUCCUUGACUGAGUUUCAUGCUUACGACUGCGGCCUAUCCGGGGAGAUUCCAUUCUCCAUUGGAAAUCUUACGCAUCUCAAAUAUCUAGACCUUUCUAUAAAUAACUUCUCCGGCCCAAUCCCUUCCUCUAUUGGAAACCUUACCCAACUCAUUGAAUUAGACCUUGAUUCAAAUCAUUUUAGCGGGCCAAUUCCAUUAUCAUUUUCAAAACUCAUAAAUUUGGAAUCUCUUUACCUGUUUAAAAAUGAGUUGAGUGGCACGGUGGAUUUUGAUAUGUUUCUUCGCCUCAAAAAUCUUACAGUGCUAUCUCUGUCGAACAACAACCUCUCACUGAUCAUUAAACCUAGUGUAGACGGACCUCCUCCACAAUACAUAUUUUUAGGAUUGUCCUUUUGCAAUUUAAGCAGUUUCCCCGACUUCCUGACGCAUCAAGUAAGAAUGGAGAAUUUGCGGCUUCAAGGUAACCAUAUUGGUGGCCCGAUUCCUGCAUGGCUGAUGAACAUGAGCACGGAGACAUUGUUAGGCAUAAGUGUCGCUGAAAAUUCCUUGACUGGGGAACUUUCACGAGCCAUUUGCAAUUUUAGUUCCCUUUCGGUCCUUAGGUUGUCCGGAAAUAAGUUGGUUGGUGAGCUUCCUUUGUGUUUGGGAAACUUCAGUGAUUCGCUGGCGGCGUUGGAUCUCAGAGAUAACUCUUUUUCCGGCAGCAUUCCUACAUUUGCAAAGGGUAACCAAUUGAGGAUAAUAGAUCUAAGUCAUAAUCAGUUGCAAGGGAAAUUGCCACGGUCACUGGCGAAUUGCAAGAUGCUUGAAUCCCUUUCUGUGGAAAACAAUCAGCUCAAUGAUGUUUUCCCCUAUUGGUUGGAGUCUCUUCCAGAGCUGCAAAUUCUAGUGUUGGGGUCGAAUAAAUUCCAUGGAGUAAUCAAGGCACCUCAAACCGACCUUGGUUUUGUAAAGUUGCGUAUAAUUGUCAUAUCUUAUAAUAACUUCACUGGAAUGUUACCGUCUAAUUUCAUUCAGAAUUUGAAGGCCAUGAAAAGCAGUAGCGUUGGGGAUUUGCGUUACAUGGAGACAACAUAUACACUAAGGCCAAGCGGUGGUAAUGAAGUGACUUUUCUCUUUGGCUUCACAAUUACUAUCACAAUAAAAGGGGUGAGGAGAUAUUAUCCGGAAAUCAAUGACGAUCUUUCAUUCAUAGACCUCUCAAACAACAACUUCGGUGGAGAAAUUCCAGAAGUCCUCGGAGACCUAAAUGGGCUUUAUGCUCUCGAUCUAUCCAACAACAAUCUCACGGGUGGCAUACCAUCGGCCUUGGCAAACCUAAAAAGAUUGGAAUCCUUGGACCUUUCGCAAAAUAAGCUUUCGGGAAGGAUCCCUCCGGUGCUGGAGCAGCUCAGUUUUCUUCAGUACUUCAAUGUCUCUCACAAUAACCUCGCAGGGCCUAUACCACCAGCAAACCAUUUGAUGACCUUCGGGAGCAGUUCAUACGAGGGCAACUUGGGAUUGUGUGGAAUUCCAUUGCCAAACAAGUGUGGAAACUCCGAGGCCUCAGGACUGGUGCCGCUUCCGUCGUUUGAUGAAGAGCAAGAAGAUCACUCAGGGUCUCCUUUUCAGUUCGGUUGGAAAGUUGUGGCGAUGGGGUACGGCUGCGGCUUUGUUGUUGGAGUGUUUAUUGGGCAUGUCGUGAUUACAAGAAAAUCCAGGUGGUUUGCCAUGACUUUUUGUGUGAAGAAUUUGCAUGUGAAAAGGAAGCCAAGGUCGAAACGUGGGAAUUGA